CAUCAACAGCGAUGAAUUCAAUCGACUAACAUGAUGCUUCGAACCGACCAUGCGAAGGAUCUAGUGCCACUUUUCCUGGCGUGGAAAUCAUUCUUGACUUUCCUUGCAAUUGUCUGUCCAACGCCCGGAUAUGACACCUCAGGGUACAUACUCCUUAAUGAAGAUGCUCAACAGCCUACCAACUCGUCUGUGAUAUCUUUCAUUGAUCGACUUUCCCUCAAUCUCUUUCGUUGGGAUGCUAUCUACUUCGUCAAGGCCGCCCAGAGAGGCUACGAGUACGAGCAAGAAUGGGCUUUCAGUUGGGCUUACUCCCAAUUGCUAAGAGUUAUUGGAAACUUCAUUCCAGGCUAUCCAGAUGCUCCUGUACGGAAGUACGUGUUGGCCGGAUUUGCCGUGUCAAAUAUCUGCCACUUGCUCUCUGUGCUUGUUUUAUAUCGUCUACUUUCUCUCAUCCUGGCGCCAUACCAGAACCGCAAAGUUCCAUUCAUUGCAAGCUGCCUUCAUAUCAUCUCUCCCGCCAGCAUGUUCCUGAUCGCCCCUUACGCUGAGGCACUCUUCUCUCUCUUAAACUUCACAGGGAUGCUUCUCUACGUUCUCGCAAGAAACAUUACCUCAACCAAUGGAAUGGCUACUGCACACCGGGAUGUAACCUUGGUGGGCUCAGGCUUGAUCUUCGCAGUAGCAACUCUAAUCCGGAGCAACGGCUUAUUGAGCGGCUUGAUAUUCUUGUAUGAUGUCGUACUUGCACUUCCAGACAUCCUCACCUUCAGGUUGAACAAACAGGACGCUCACCGGCUGUUUGUGACAUGCAUCGCUGGCGCAGUCCUCCCAUUCGGACUCAUACUUCCCCAGUAUCUUGCAUAUUCCGAAUACUGCGUAGACAAGACUGGCGAUGGAAAUGUCAGGCCAUGGUGCAAGAAGGCUCUGCCUAGCAUCUAUUCGUGGGUUCAGGAACGGUAUUGGCAUGUCGGCUUCUUGAAAUACUGGACUCUUCCAAACUUGCCACUAUUCCUGAUGGCUGCGCCAAUGCUCUGGCUUAUGAUCAAGACCAGUGUAACUGUAAUGGCAUCUGGUCAUGGUCAUGAUCAGCUGAAGUCUAAUGGGAAGGCUCAAACAAAGGAGGACUCGCCACCAAAUGAUUCUUCGACAGCCAUAUGUCACUUUCCGCAACUGGCAUUACCCCAACUGUCACUUGCACUUCUUGCGACUACGAAUUUCCACGUCCAGAUCGUCAAUCGGAUUUCUUCCGGCUAUCCGAUCUGGUACUUAAUCAUAGCUACGUGGAUAGCUCAGACAGCAUCCUCUUCGGCGAAAGAGCAGACGAGCAUGAAACCUCAGUGGGCAGUGCGAUUCAUGGUCUUGUACGGAAUUGUACAGGGUGCUUUGUUCGCGAAUUUUCUUCCCCCGGCCUGAAUCUGGCAGCGACUGAAGCCAUAAAUUCGAAAAGUACUUCCAAAAGCCGCGAGGCGCCAAAAUUGUAACAUUAACCUUUGUAACGAUACCAUAUCAUACAUUGCAUUUUCCUGUUCGCUCUGUGAGGCACAACCAGCCACCACCUUCACGAGCUCAUAUCCUAGCUAGGAAUAGUACAUGUACUGUGUACUCUUUAGUAGUCGCUGCAAGUGCACAGAACUACCCACCACGUUUGCUGGAAAUAAUUACCCUAGUCAAUCACAGUUAAGAACAUCUCAAUUUUCU
Molecule: messenger RNA, 1698 nt
Organism: Aaosphaeria arxii CBS 175.79
Lineage: Eukaryota; Fungi; Ascomycota; Dothideomycetes; Pleosporales
Product: glycosyltransferase family 76 protein
Exons: 3
Coding region: 31-1413 (460 amino acids)
Biological process (GO): GPI anchor biosynthetic process
Cellular component (GO): mannosyltransferase complex; endoplasmic reticulum membrane
Molecular function (GO): alpha-1,6-mannosyltransferase activity; GPI mannosyltransferase activity
Source: RefSeq, a predicted model, not a curated record